Molecule: messenger RNA, 6650 nt
Organism: Scomber japonicus (chub mackerel)
Lineage: Eukaryota; Metazoa; Chordata; Actinopteri; Scombriformes; Scombridae
Product: disks large homolog 5-like
Exons: 32
Coding region: 18-5660 (1880 amino acids)
Molecular function (GO): protein binding
Source: RefSeq, a predicted model, not a curated record
ACAGCGUCUUGUCCACCAUGCCAUCAGACUCGGAAAGCAGCAGCUCUCUCAGCAGCUUAGCCUCCUCCCCUCCACCCGCCCACAUGGACAGCCACCAGGUGCAAGAGAAGAUGGAGACCGUCCUGUUACAGCUUCGACAUGUGACCCGUGAGCGGGAUGAAUUACGCAAACGUCUGGCGCUGUCUUCACCCGGAACCACCUUCGAUGACUGCAGACCAAACUCAAAAGCAGGUCAUGACUAUGAGCGUCUGAAGCUGCAGUGCAUGAAGGCGAUGGCAGACCUGCAAUCCCUGCAGAACCAGCACAGCACUACCCUGAAGAGGUGCGAGGAGGCUGUGAAGAAAGCAGACUUCUAUCAUACGCUGCACAGCCGCCUGGCGAGCGAGCACACCCAACUGAAAGAGGAGCUGGAGGCUGUGAGACAAGACAACAUCCAGCUGGUCAGGGAGCACAACCACAUGAAGCAGGCCUGCGAGGAGCUGAGGAGGCUACACGACGACGACCAGAGAGAAGUGACUGACAUGAGGAUGCUGCACCACCAGGUGAUGAGAGAAGGGUCAUCUGAUGUCCUCAACAAGCUGUAUGACACAGCUGUGGACAAAUUGGAGGCCAUGAAGAGUGACUACGAAGCUCUGAGGAAGCGCUACAACGAGAAGACGGCUGGUCACAACGCAGACCUGAGUCGCCUGGAUCAGACCGAGGAGGAGAACCAUCGUCUACAGAAACAGCUGGACAUGCUGCUGAAGCAGAGGGAUGCUGCCAUCCUCUAUCAGCAGCAGUACUCGUCAUCUAUAAGAAGGUUUGACAGCACACAGCAAGAACUGUCCAAGGCUGCAGCCCAGAACAAGGAGUUGCAGCGAGAGAUGGAUCGGCUGCAGUCAGAGGUGACGCGAUUCAAGACCCAGCAGCUCAAAGCACUAAAGGACUGUGAGAAAUACAAAGAGGAGCGGGACUCUGUGAUCAACGAGUACCGCCUGAUCAUGAGUGAGCGGGACCAGGUGAUCAAAGAGGUGGACAGGCUUCAGACCGGGCUGGAGAUGGCAGAGGCCAAGUUGAAGAACACUUCCUCAGAGAGAAGGGUGGCCAAUGAGGAGCUAGAGGCUCUUCGACAGGAGCUGGCCUCAGCACUUGUGGACAGAGACCGGGCUAUCUGUGAAAAGAACGAACUGCUGGAGAAAUACUGCCAUGAGGUGAAGGACAAGGCCGAGGCCCAGAAGGAGCUGAGCCAGGCCUGCAAGGACAUUGAGACGGUGCGUGAGGAGAGAGACGUGGCCCGUAAAGAGAGGACCGAGGCCAUCAUCCAAAGGGACCAGCUGCUGCGAGAGUAUUACCAGGCCAGACAGCAACAAGACUCUGCCACUCUGGAUAAGGAACGAGCCAACAAGGAGAUUGAGAUGUUGAGGAAGCAGUAUGAGGCCAUCUCUCAGGAGCUGAAAGAGGCCCUGCAAGAGGCCGAGGUAGCAAAGUGUCGACGAGACUGGGCCUUUCAGGAGAGGGACAAGAUAGUGGCAGAGAGAGAAAGUAUACGCACGCUAUGUGACAACCUGAGGCGGGAGAGGGACAGAGCUGUGAGUGAUCUGGCAGAUGCUUUAAGGAAUCUUGAUGACACAAGGAAACAGAAGAACGACGCUGCACGUGAGCUCAAGGAACUGAAAGAAAAGAUGGAGGACCAAUUAGAAAAGGAAGCAAGGUUUCGUCAGCUAAUGGCUCACAGUUCACACGAUUCGGCCAUCGAUACAGAUUCAAUCGAAUGGGAGACGGAAGUAGUAGAAUUUGAGAAACACAGAGACAUGGAUUUGAAAGCACUUGGGUUUGAUAUUGCUGAAGGGGUAAAUGAUCCUUAUUUACCAGGAGAUUGCGGCAUAUUUGUCAGUAAAGUGGAUAAAGGAAGUAUUGCUGAAGGAAGAUUAAGGGUGAAUGAUUGGUUGUUGAAAAUUAAUAAUGUAGACCUGACCAAUAAGGAUAGGAAGCAGGUGAUCAAAGCAGUAAUGAGUGGAGAGGGAGUGAUCAAUAUGGUGGUUCGCAGAAGGAAGUCACUAGGAGGACGGAUUAUCACUCCGAUCCAGAUAAACCUCACUGGGCAACAAGACUGUGGCAUAGGCCUGGAAAGUGGAGUGUUUGUUGCCACGUUGGCUCCAGGCAGUCCAGCUGUCAGAGACGGAGCUCUCACCAUUGGGGAUAGACUGUUAGCUAUUAAUGGAAUCACACUUGAUAACAAGUUGCUCUCUGAAUGUGAAGCUCUAUUGAGGAACUGCUGUGAUUCUCUCAGCAUCUCCCUCAUGAAGUUCCUCCCACAGAGCUACUCCGGUCAGAGUUUAUUUGAAAGUUUGAGAGACUCGGAAAAGACCUCUAGGCUCCAGUCCUGUGACAUCCACACCAAGAACUGCAGGAACUCUAAACAUAACUGCUCCAAGCACAACUGCUCCACACAAACAGACAUUUGCAGCUGUGAUGAUGAUGCGUGUAAGGAUACAGGUGAUUCCCUGGACAGCAGCAGCGGUAGCAGCAUCCAUUGCCACCACAAACCCCUUUCCAACAGCUCUCUACACUCCCGCUCCCAUUCUCACCAAGGAACGUCCUCCUCCCCCCACAGUCUUUCAGAGCCCCAUCCAGACUUUUGCUACAGGAGGCAGGAACUGCACCGUCGCCCCCUCACAUUCACCCCCGUGCACUCCGACUGCAGCACCCCGCAGAGCGCUGUGGACCGAGGGCAGAGCUCACCAGCUAAGCCUAGUGGAGGCACAUGGCCAAAAGUCAUAGCGGGAGCUUCUGUUCCUGAGUUCCAGCUCUCCAUCUACAAAAAACCUAAACCCAAACAGAGGAAGUCUAUCUUUGACGUGAAUGUUUUCAGAAGACCCGAAGCAUCUCCAAAACUGGACUACAUGUCUCUUUCCCAGCUGCCCAAACACUCACCGCAGAGCUCGGUAUCUGAAUCCACCACAACACCCCCCACCCCUCCCGCCAGGAGUGACUCGUUCAGGUUCAAACAUCGCCAGCAGAAUAGCUCGGCAUCAGACUCAACCAUCACCACCAGCGUUCCCCCAGUCUCUCAAGCUACAAGCCCACAGGAUGAGGGAGAGGCAGGAGGUCAGCUCUAUUACACUGAUGCUCCUUCAGGAGAGUCGAUCACUGCUCCCAAGAAACCUGUGGAGAAAGGGGGGACUCGACGCAGGCCAGAGGAGCAGGAAAAGAGGAGGUACCGGCCAAAAUCGGCACCGGCGCUGCGGCGAAAUGUGACUCCAUUACACAUUCCUGUUCCCAUGCAGGUACAGAGUUUCUCUAACGACGAGCACUCCCCUGAGCCGAUGGACUUGUUACGCUUCUCUCCUAUGCGAACUAAUCGGUACAGCAUGCCCUUUGCACCCCCCAGCUACAGCAGCAUCACAGCACACCCAGCACAGCGAGGUUUAGCCCCGUGUCCUGCUGUGACAGCUGUGAUGAGGAACCCGGUCUACACUGCCUGGAGCCAUGAGAUCGAUACCAACAACUGCCCUCCAGCACCCAGUUCAGGCGUCCACACACAUUCACAUACAAGCCCCCAGCAUCAAGGUCACCUCAGUUUAGACCUCAGUCACAAGCGCACUGGAGACAUGACUGAGACAAGCUGCAGCCAACCACAACACAGCACCAACUCUCUCCCCUCCAGUUCCAGACUGGGCUCCUUAAAUACUUCACAGUUUAGGGCAGAACGCAUCAAGAUCCCCCCAACUCGUUAUCCCCGCUCCACUGGAUCUGACAGAGGCUCCCUUUCCCACUCGGAGUGUAGCAGCCCGACACCUCCAAUGUCUCCUGUCAACCUGGACACAUCAUCUUUCACCAGCAGCCAAUCACAAAGCUCCAUUUCCACCCAGCCCAGAAUAUCAGUCAGCCCUGCUCCAGUUGGUGACAGGCGGAAGGAUGGGCCAUACCUGGAGGAGCCACGCAAUGUUACGGUGCAGAAAGGAGCAGAACCACUUGGGAUCUCCAUUGUGAGUGGAGAGAACGGUGGAGUGUUUGUGUCCAAAGUGACAGCAGGCAGCAUCGCACACCAAGCUCGUUUAAAGUACGGAGACCAACUCCUCGAGUUUAAUGGAAUCAACCUCCGGAAUGCCAACGAGCAGCAGGCGCGACUGGUGAUCGGGCAGCAAUGUGACACUGUCACCAUUUUAGCUCAGUAUAAUCCUCACAUGGUUCAGCUGGGCAACCACUCUCGUUCAGGAUCUCUGAUGGAGUCCAUCAGCAACCAGCCAACUCCUCAGGACAGUGGAGCCAACACUCCAGAUAAUCACUCCACUGUCGAUACGCUUAGUGAGCAAGAUGAAGGCACCAUGACACCACCAUCCAAACAGACAACUCCUGCCACCAGCCCUCACAGCUCCUUUAGGCUUCCUGGUUCGAGUUUGCACCGGGCCACAGAGCCUCGACUGGUGAGGUUGAAGAGGAUCCAGGUGGAGCUAGGAGUUCAGAUCUGUGGAGGAAACCUGUGUGGCAUCUUUGUGGAGAGUCUGGAUGAUGACAGCCCUGCUAAAAGUCCUGAUGGCCUGCUGCCUGGAGACUUGAUACUGGAGUACAAUGGCGUCGGCAUGAAGAACAAAACAAAAGAAGAGGCUUACCUGGAAAUGUUAAAACCAGCUGAAACAAUCACAUUCAAGGUCCAGAACUGUAUGGAAGAACUGGCUGCGAUAAAAGAGAUGCCUGGAGAUGGAUUUUUUAUAAGAGCACUUUAUGAGAGGGUGGCAGAGGUGGAGCAGGAGCUCAGCUUUAAGAAAGAUGACAUCCUGUAUGUUGAAGAUACACUACCUAAUGGCAACUUUGGCUAUUGGAUGGCCUGGCAACUUGACGAGAAAGCACAGAAGCUGGAAAAAGGGCAGAUUCCAAGUAAAUACAUGAUGGACCAGGAGUUCUACAGGAGACACGGCAUGGCUGAUAUGAAAGAUGACAAUGGCACCAGUAAGAGUCUGUCUGCAGCUGCGAGGAGGUCCUUCUUCCGUCGAAGGCUGAAGCACAAACGCAGCGGAUCCAAGGAUGGGAAGGAUCUCAUGGCUCUGGAUGCCAUAAGCACAGAUUCUUUACCAAUCACAGAGGACGGAGUGAGUCUGAUGUACCAGCGAGUUCAGAAGGUGGACUCCCUGUUUCCCAGACCAGUGCUGGUCAUGGGUCCGUUAGUGGAGGCCAGUAAGGACAUGCUGGAGAAGGAAGUUCCUGACAAAUUCUGUCGCUGUCUGCCUGAGAUUAUGAAGGCAUCUCAGCAGGCGAUUGAGCGGGGUGUGAAGGAUUGUGUGUUCAUUGACUACAAACGGCGGAGUGGCCAUUUUGACGUGACAACUGUGGCAUCAAUAAAAGAGAUCACAGAGAAGGACUGUCACUGUUUACUUGACAUUGCCCCUCACGCCAUCGAACGUCUUCACAGCGUUCACAUCUAUCCAAUCGUCAUAUUCAUACGCUACAAGAAUGCCAAGCAGAUAAAAGAGCAGAAGGACCCUUUGUACCUGCGGGAUAAACUCUCUCAGAAACAUUCCAAGGAGCAGUUUGAGGCGGCGCAGAAAACGGAGCAGGAUUACAGCCGCUUCUUCACAGGCGUUGUCCAAGGAGGUAGCGUCUCCUACAUUUGCACUCAGAUCAUGACCAUUGUGGAGCAGGAACAGAAUAAAGUACUGUGGAUCCCAGAUGGAGCACCAUAGAAAUCGUACUUCUCACCGAAUGCUUCUUCCAAAUAUCAGAGAAGAAUGUACAGCUUACAAAGUUUUAUUUUAUUUUGGGAUACGCGGCGAAUCGGUACAUCUAAAAGACAACACGGUUAACUCCGAUACUGUUUCACAUAUAGCAAUAUCAGCACUGAUGAUCAUGUAAUAUUCCCACUACAAUAGUGAUGUACUGUACUACAGCUAGAUUUGUUUACACUAGUAUUUAAUACAAUGCUUACUUGAAUGUUUUACUUCCCCUUAUAUCUAGUAGCACUCCUUUAAUCCCACUUUGGAUAUGUUGGACCACAGGAAGUCUGUUUUGAUGCAAACUGAAGACUUUUAUUCUAUAAGCGAAGAUGGAUGGACCACUGCGUUCCCUUCUCUAUAUUUAUAUGUAUUUUCCUGCCAUUUAAUUUAUCUAAUCAAAUCAAAGAUGUUGGUUAUAAACCUUUUGUUAUACAGAUGUAGCUGUCUAGUUAAUAGAAAGGAUUUUUUUUCCAAUUAAUGUUCUUAUUUAUAGAGAAACUGGGGCAAAUUUGCUUCCUUCACAUUGCAGUUCUUUGCUGUUUUGUAUCUAUUUUGUUCUCUUAAUUCACCCCCCCACCCUCCACCCCCCUCCCCUCUGUUGACAUCAUUUCAGUCCUCAAACAUAAUAUCGUGCCAAGCUUGAAAUAUUUGCUAAUCACUGUCUAUUCUGGAUUUAUUAACACUACAACUUCCUUAAUAAAUCCUACUGCAGGUAUGAUAGUUUCAUCACAAAGUCCCAAUGUAUGUGUUCUACUGAUAUUGCCAAUAUUGAUAUAAAUAUUGUUCAUCUUCUUCAAGUGGAAUUUUAAGAAGGGAUAUUUUAUUUCUGGUUGGCGGUUGGCUGUCAGUUAAACAUUGUGUGAUUUUUCACGUUAUCAAGUUGAAUGAAACACUUAAGUUCAGAUUUUCUCCUAAAUGAAGGUUAAUAUUUCUACAAAAUAUUAAAACAGUUAAUGGAAU